AUGUCUGCACCAGGCAACGAAUACCAGCCCGGCAGCGAGGGCGUUGAAGGCGCACAUACCGCCGAUACUACCCAAAACGACUACAAGUCUCGAACAGGUCAAAGCCACAUCCCCGUCGUGGGCGACGACACUCGCGUUGAGGACCCCAUCGACGAAAGAACAGCCGACUCUGACGCUCAGCUAGCUCGCGAUGACACUGACGCAAUCGACGAGAGCAAUAUUAUCGGCGAGCGCACACGCGGAGCGGCCAAAUCUGGCGGCUAUCGCGAGCCAGGUGAUGAGGAAGGGCUGCCAGGUCCGGAGGACGGCACCAGCGCUGUUCGUGGAGGUCCAAAUCCAUAA
This is a messenger RNA of Cladophialophora carrionii CBS 160.54, 342 nucleotides long. RefSeq lists its product as uncharacterized. NCBI's taxonomy places the organism in Eukaryota, Fungi, Ascomycota, Eurotiomycetes, Chaetothyriales, Herpotrichiellaceae. The record is from RefSeq and is a predicted model, not a curated record. The transcript has 2 exons. The coding region runs from base 1 to 342 and encodes 113 amino acids.